AGAAAAAAAUAGCGGUAGCGCUCGGAUCCCUUCUUCCUCCAGAUCACACCACCGUCGCCUCCGCCUGCAAAUCCAUUCCUAGACUCGAGCUGUUGCUGCGAGCGAGCUCGGGUUGGGGCUCAGGUCUCUAGGGUUUCGCCUCCCUGCUCCUGGUGCUCAUCGCCUUGGACCUUGGUCUGUCGGGUUAGGGUUGUCGCGGCUGCGGGAGCCGUGGGUCGGCGGGUGCGGCCGAUGCGGCGAUCGCCGGAGAUAGGGAGGCUGUAGCGGCGGCGGGGCAGGGGAUCUCCUGGGUGGAUUCUCCGGCGAUGGCCGCAGACGCACUAUCCAUCAUCCCGGGCGCCGUGCUUCGGAACCUUUCUGACAAGCUCUACGAGAAGAGGAAAAACGCCGCGCUCGAGAUUGAGGGGAUUGUGAAGCAGCUUGCAAUGGCUGGGGAGCAUGAGAGGAUAUCAGCAGUUAUCUCGCUGCUCACCAACGAUUUCACAUACUCGCCACAAACGAACCAUCGGAAGGGUGGGUUGAUUGGUCUUGCAGCAGUUACUGUUGGACUCACCAGUGAGGCAGCUCAGCAUCUUGAGGUUUACCUUUGCCAUCAACUGAAAUGGAUAUUGUGGAUCUGGAAGAAAGGUCAAUGAGGGAGAUUGCAGGGCUCUACAGAAAAUUUUCCUUUGAUGUGCAAAUCGUGCCUCCUGUGCUUAAUUCUUUCCUGGACCAAGAUAGCAGAGUGCGUUACUAUGCUUGUGAAGCGCUAUACAACAUAGCAAAGGUUGUAAGAGGGGAUUUCAUCAUCUACUUCAACAAAAUUUUUGAUGCUUUAUGCAAGCUUUCUGCAGAUUCCGAUGCUAAUGUUCAAAGUGCAGCUCACCUUCUUGACAGGCUUGUCAAGGAUAUCGUAACCGAGAGUGACCAGUUCAGCAUAGAAGAAUUCAUACCGCUUUUGAGAGAGCGCAUGAAUGUGCUGAAUCCUUAUGUAAGACAAUUUUUGGUGGGGUGGAUAACAGUGUUAGACAGUGUUCCUGAUAUUGACAUGCUUGGUUUCCUUCCUGAUUUUCUCGAUGGUUUAUUCAAUAUGCUGAGUGAUUCCAGCCAUGAGAUAAGGCAGCAAGCUGAUGCAGCACUUUCUGAGUUUCUGCAGGAGAUAAAGAACUCACCAAAUGUAGAUUAUGGUCGUAUGGCUGAAAUACUUGUUCGGAGGGCAGGCUCUACUGAUGAAUUCACUCGGUUGACGUCUAUCACAUGGAUCAACGAGUUUGUGAAGCUUGGUGGGGAACAACUUGUUCCUUACUAUGCAGAUAUACUGGGUGCUAUCUUACCAUGCAUAUCUGACGAGGAGGAGAAAAUCCGAGUGGUUGCACGUGAAACAAAUGAGGAACUACGUGCUAUAAAAGCUGAUCCAACUGAGGGAUUUGAUAUUGGAGCAAUCCUUUCAAUCGCAAAAAGAGAAUUAAACAGUGAGCAUGAGGCCACACGAACUGAAGCAUUGCAUUGGUUCUUCACUUUGCUGGAUCAAUAUCGUGCUGAGUUCUUGGCGUACCUGAACGAUAUUUUUGAUCCACUCCUUAAUGCACUUUCUGAUCCUUCAGACGUGGUUGUCCUAUUAGUAUUGGAAGUUCAUGCACGUAUAGCUGAAGAGUCUCACCACUUCCAUCAUCUUGUAUCCUACCUAAUCUGCACCUUCCACAACAACCAUUUUCUACUGGAGAAGCGUGGUGCUUUGAUAGUCCGUCGCCUCUGCGUUCUUCUGGGUGCUGAAAAAGUAUAUCGUGAGUUCUCCACUAUUCUUGAGAGUGAAGUUGACCUUGAUUUUGCAUCCGUCAUGGUUCAGGCUUUGAAUUUGAUUUUGCUCACAUCAACUGAACUUGGUGAGCUCCGCUCUCUUCUUAAGAAGUCGUUAGUGGAUUCCUGUGGCAAGGACUUGUUUCAGUCAUUAUAUGCUUCGUGGCGCCACUCUCCGAUGGCUACAAUAAGUUUGUGUUUACUUGCUCAGGCAUACAGUCAUGCGAGCUGUGUUAUUCAGUCGCUGGGAGAAGAAGACAUAAAUGUGAAAUUUUUGGUUCAGUUAGAUAAAUUGAUCCGUCUCUUAGAGACUCCAGUAUUUGCUUACUUGCGUUUGCAGCUUCUUGAGCCUGGAAAGCACACCUGGCUUCUGAAAACUCUUUAUGGUCUCCUGAUGCUGUUGCCUCAGCAAAGUGCGGCCUUCAAGAUCUUGAGGACUCGACUGAAAACUGUGCCAUUCAGUGAAAAUAUUAAGCGCACAUCUUCAGCAAAUCCAUACUCCCAGAUUCUGCAAGUGACAGAAGAUGGCAAUAGAAACCAAGAUACACAGAACUAUAGUGCAAUCAAUUUCCCGUCCCUUCUCCAGCAAUUUGAGCACAUGCAGCUGCAGCACCGUAACCAUUUGAAGGAUCAACUGCAAUCCCGCAAAUCUGCUUCAGCUCUAACGUUAUCUCAGGAACUUUGUUAAACAAUGUUUUCUUGAUGUAAAGAUGCUUAUCGCCGAAGCAGAAGAUUAAUAUCUGACUUUCAACGUACAGGAGAUACAAAGAUACGAAGCAGCACAUUCCUCUUCGCUAUCAGAGAUUAACAGGCCCCCUUCAAGAACAUCCAAAGGCAUUUUAUGAUGCAUUUGAUUAUUGCGAUGUAUGAUAUGUUUCCCAGAAGCAUCAUCACAAAUAUGUUGGGGCUUUGGUUAGUCUCCUUGAUUUUUCCAAAGGAGGUUGCAUAGGGUACAUAGAGUGUAAUAUUUUUUGUUUCGUUCCUAGAUUUUGUCAAGAGAUGGCAAUUAUUUAUUGGAGAAAGCUCGUUUCUGCCCUCUAGUCAUUCUUUUCUUAGCCGUUUCACUGCUCAUCUGGUUUCUGUAAUUUUUCAAUUGAAGGCCAAAUGAGCAAAGUAGUAAUUGGAGAUAUGUUACUACUGUUCUGCUUAUCCAUCUCUAAUAAAUUAGCGUUGCAAUGUAAA
Zea mays is the source of this 2958-nucleotide messenger RNA. RefSeq lists its product as uncharacterized. Bases 602 to 2464 code for a protein of 620 amino acids. Gene Ontology annotation, biological process: phosphatidylinositol biosynthetic process. The record is from RefSeq and is a predicted model, not a curated record. Lineage: Eukaryota; Viridiplantae; Streptophyta; Magnoliopsida; Poales; Poaceae. The transcript is spliced from 21 exons. Gene Ontology annotation, cellular component: PAS complex; endosome membrane.